Molecule: messenger RNA, 4266 nt
Organism: Dictyostelium discoideum AX4
Lineage: Eukaryota; Evosea; Eumycetozoa; Dictyosteliales; Dictyosteliaceae
Exons: 2
Coding region: 1-4266 (1421 amino acids)
Source: RefSeq, a predicted model, not a curated record
AUGGUAUUAUAUUUGGAACCAGUUGAUAGUACAACACCAUUAAUUAUUUAUUUAAGUGUAUAUACAGUUUAUGAAACAGAUUAUUCAUUUUCAAUUACAAAUCAAGGUAAUAGGUAUAGAUAUUCAUUGGGAUCAUUAUCAACACAACCUGGUACUUUAGCAUUGGUUAAUAGUGUACGUUUACGUUUGCCAACUAUUGAUUAUGAUUCAGCAGCUUUUACAACUAGCACUACAUUCACCGCAAUUUAUCCACAAUACGAUAUAAAUCCAUUAUGGCCAGUAUCUGCUCGUUUCAUUGAUUCAACUUCAUUUAACUAUUUAAAUAUUUUACAGCCACCAUUAAAUACUUUUAAACCAAAAUCAUUUCAAGUUGCAUUUAUUCUUUCAGUUGGUGGUGAUUUUAUUGAAAAUUAUUCAACAAUUUUAGAAUCAUCUUUACAAUUCCUUGGAACUAUUUUUGAUGAAAAUAAUAAUCCAAUUGAUUUAACUAUUAAUUUUAAAGAAAAAAAUUUAGAAUGUAAUAAUACAGAAUUUGAAAAAGUUUUGGGACUUAUUGAAAAAACAGAGACAACACUAUUUAAUGUUUCGGAUAUUGAUGAAUUAAAUAAUUAUAGAUAUAGUUUAGAUUCAUUGACUAUUAGUGAUGCAUGGAUAGGUUGUAGUAAUAAAGCAUUAUCAUUAUUACAUAUGGAAACUGUUGCAAAGAAUAUAUCAACAAAAUAUUGUUCACAUUUCGUCACUGAUCCAGAAUAUAAAACUGACCCAUGUUGUUCAGAAUUGGCUAGAUAUUAUCAAUGUUGUAAUCCAUCAAUUGUUUUAAAAAAUGUUACACAAUUCAUAUCGGUGAAUAAAAGUUUAGUAAGUGAACAAUGUUCAAGUCAAGAAUGUACCUCAUCAGUAUUAUCAGAUUAUGGUAGUUCGUUAACUGGUAUUGAUGAUUGUGCUGUGCCAUCAAUUGAACCUAAAAAAUUAGAAUUAACAUCAAUUACAGUUUUAAGAGAUUGCAAGAGUAAAUUAGUAUCACCAUUUUGUUCAAAUGAUACAGAUUGUAAUGGAUAUGGAAAUGGUGAAUGUAAUUUAUACUCAAGAACUUGUAUACCAGAUUUUGAUACAAUCGAUUUUGAAUAUGUAAAAUGUGUACUAUUACACUUAUCACCUGGUACAUUAUUCUCAUUGUUAGAAGGUUCAACAACAGUAAAUGAUGAUGUUGUAACUAAAGUUUUCAAUAACCAUAUAAGAGAGGAUUGUAUUGGUCAUAAUUAUAUUAAAGAUCGUUCAACAUUUAUUUGGUCACCAGGAUUCCAAGUAGAUGAUUGUUAUGCAGUUCAACAUCAAGAAUGUAUUGAUGAAUCAUGUAUUACCUAUCAUGAUACUUGUAUUGAGUCAAUUUAUGCACAUUGGGAUUUUAGAUUAGUUUCUCAUGUUGAUAAUUGUACUGAUUGGGGUAUUUGUCCAUACUUGUCUUGCAAAGAUAAUACAUAUACUGAAAAUGGCAUUGAAGAGUCAUGUGAAGAUGCUUGUGUUUUAAAAGAUUUUUGUGGUGUUUGUACAAAUGAAGAUACUCAAUGUCAUGUAGCUACUGAAUUUACAGAUCAAACAUCAUGUCAAACUCAAAAUCAAAUUUGUCUUUUACCAAAUGGUGAAUAUGAUUUAACAGCAACAAGCGAAAGUAAUUGUAAUUCUAAAGGUAAAUGUUCAGUACCAUGUGGUUAUGAAUGCUCUUCAAGUUUAGCAAAUAAUCAAGAUGAUUAUUGUGCAAUUUUACAAACCGGAAUGAAUAGCACAAAUUGUGCAGCAUUAGAUAAUCCUGUAGGUACAACUGAAUGGUCAACCGAAGCAAAUGUUUGUAUAUUAAAAUCUGCAACGGAUGAACAACAAUGUACUGCCACUGGUACAAAUUAUACAUGGAUAGAUUGUUCAACAAAACUUGAAGGUGAAUGUUCUGGACCAUUAAAUAAUGUAAAACUUUGUUCACUAAAACCAAUUGAAUGUCAAACUGAACAAGAAUGUUUAACAGCAGCAGGUACUUGUUCCGAUGACUUUUACUUUAGUUCUCUUGCAAAUAAUCAUUAUCCUGUUGGAUUGGGUAGAUGUGUGUUCCCACAUGAUAAUUAUCAAUAUUUAAUUUCAUGUAAGGAGUCUGAACAACAAGAUUCACCAAAUGGUUGCUACUCUAUUAAUCCAAUGGUUUUAACUCAAAUCGAUUGUGAAGAUGAUGGUGGUGUAUGGUGGACACCAGCAAGAAAUCAAAGUUCAUGUACAUUACAAAUGGGUUGUAAAAUUUUAGAAUCAUAUGAAACCAAUUUACCAUACAACUUCCAUUUUAAUGAAAUGAACCAAGAAACAUGUGAAGCAUGUAUAGAUUCAUUCAAUAAAUGGACAAAUAAAUUCCAAUGGGAAGCAGCCACAUGGUUACCAGGUGUUUAUAAACCAAUUGUUUGGAAUACUGCAAAAUCAUUCAUUCCAAAUGAAAAUAGAGAUGUAUUCAAUUAUCAACUAUUCUACAAGAGUGUUACAAAAGCAGCAAAAGCUCAAGUUGCAGAUUUAUUCCGUUCAGAAGCAUAUUGUCGUAUGGAAAGAUUACAAUCAAAUUUGAACUCAAUUACAUGUAGUUGUUCAGGUAAAGGUGGCUCACAAUGUUUCACUGCAUCAACACCAUUAUUAGGUCAAACUAAACCAUGCGCAGGUGUAAAUUCAUCAUUUUCAUUCGAUUAUGGUAAAAUUGAAUUUUCAAAUGAUUCAAUCUCUCAAAGUUGUCAAUCUUUAUCAAUUUCACAAAUUUCAAGAGAAAUCUAUACAUCAGCACAAAAAGAAUCAUUAGCAUCAAAUUUCGUAUCCUAUAAGAAAGCUGAUAAAUAUGGUGUUAAAAACUCUAAUGAUGCAAUCAUUGGUACAUUAUUAGGAGAUGGUAUUAUGAUUAAAUCACAAGAUGGUAUAAAUGAAGCAACCAUUUGUUUAACAAUAUCUGGAACAAAUAAUUCAAAAUAUCCAAUUUAUGAUUUUGCAAUUCAAAUAAAUGAUGGUAGUUAUGAUAUUGAAUCAAAAACACCAAAUCCAAUUCAAUCAAGUAAAGUUUUCACUCAAAUUUCAGAGGAUAGUGUAACUGCAGGUAAAGAUGAAGUUUUAAUGUUAUGUUCAAUUGUUACCAUUGAAGGUGGUAAUCCAAUUUAUUUCCCAAUUAAUCGUAUGGAUGAAUGGGAGGAUGAAAGAAAACAAGCAUUCGACUCGACAUCAAAGGCAUUAAUGUAUACAUUGGCCACCUUCUUUUUGGUUGUCGCGUUGUGGGGUGGAUUUGAACUAUGUUUAAUCGCAAUUGCAAGAUAUAAACAAAGAAAUAUAUCAAUUAAAAGAAAAUUCCAAUUAACUCAUCUUUUAAUUGGUGUCGUAACACUAUUUAUCACAAUUAGAGCCAUUUAUUUCUUUAUUAUGCCAAGUGGUAAUUUAUCCGAUAGUCCAAUCAUUGAUUACAUUCUUGUGGUAUUACCAACAUUUAUUUACUUUACAGCAUUUAAUAUUCUUUUAGUACUUUGGUAUGUCAUUGUUUUCCUGGUAUUGAAAAAGAAUAAAUCUGCUGAUAAUCUAACAAACAGAUUAUUUACAAUUGUAUUUGUAAUCAAUGCAUUCCUCUACCUAUUAUUCAUUGCAAUUGUAUUGGUUUUCCAAUAUACCAAAUCAAAUCCAACCAAUGAUUGUGGUUCACGUAUUAUAAUUCCAAUUGAAAGUUCAACACCACAACGUGUAGUUAGUAUUGUUUAUGCGGUGAUUCAAGCAUUAAUUUCAUUAAUUAUGGGUGCAGCAUUCAUUUACUUGGGUGGCCGUUUAUUCAUUGUUAUGCGUUCAACCAAUAUUAAAGUGGGCUCAAAAUCAAAUCAUCAAAGAAAAAUUUUCAUACUUUCAUUCGUUUGCUCAAUUGGGUUUUUAUUACAUUGUGCUUUUGUUUUGAUUUUAGUAGCAGGAAAUGUAAAUUCAAUGGUAUUCAGUUUCAUUGGUUUAAUAAUCACUGAAAUUAUUCCAGCAUGUAGUAUUUUAUUCUGCUUUGACCAACGUGCUAAAAAUAAUGUUGCUGACACCGCAAGUGGAACAACUAGGGGUAGCAGUAGAGGUGGCUCAAAGAGAGAAAAAGGAACGAGAUUAUCGACAAUGGUUAGCGAUUCUCGUCAAAAUUCAAUUAAUACUAAUUCCAAUUCACCAUCCGAGUAUUCAAAUAAUGAUUUCGAAUCACCCAAUAAUUCAUCAGUCAACACUCCAACCAGUAAUGAUGAUUGA